AUUCACCAGAUCACCACUCUUCCAACCCUCAUUGAGAACAUCGCUGUCCGUCCAAAUGGUCACUUACUACUCACAUCCCUUGGCAACGCAACCAUGACCAUGUACACUAUUAACCCGACCUGUCCCCAACCCUCCGCUUCUAUACUCCAAAUAGCCCCAGGUUCAAACGGAAUAAGCGGUAUUACCGAAAUCCUGCCGGACAUAUAUGCCUUCCUUGCCGGGACGUGGAACACUAGCAUCCGGCGAGCCGAACUUGGCUCAUUAUCCAUCUAUGCCUUGAAUCUUCGUACCGAAACGCCGGUUGUGAAGAAAAUCGUCACCAUUGCCGAGUCUGUUGGCCUGAACGGAUUGGCGACUGUUCCUGGGUCAAAAAACCUCCUUCUAGCAUCUGACUCUGUAUUGGGUGCUGUAUGGCGCAUCGACAUAUCCAAGGGAACCUACGAUCUUGCCAUCAAAGACUCUCUCUUCGCACCAACAGGCCCCGCACCUUCUCUCGGUAUCAAUGGCAUCCGAACAAAAGACAACCACUUCUACUUCGCGAACUCCGCUCAAGGAGUCUUUGGCCGGGUUGCUAUCAGCGCUUUGGGUAAAGUCAUGGGGCCGGUGGACGUCCUUACACGCAUCGAUGCUAGUGUGGGGAGCUUCGACGAUUUUGCGCUUGAUAGUCAGGGGAAUGCUUGGAUGGCUCUGCAUCCUAAAGGGCUGUAUUUUGUUGAUAUGGAAGGCAAGCAGAAGAAGGUGGUGAAUGAGACGUUGUUGCCCGAUCCGACGUCUGCGAGGUUUGGAAGGCGGGAUUUGGGACUGCAGCAUAUACUGUAUGUGACG
Lindgomyces ingoldianus is the source of this 825-nucleotide messenger RNA. RefSeq lists its product as uncharacterized. The annotation marks the transcript as partial. NCBI's taxonomy places the organism in Eukaryota, Fungi, Ascomycota, Dothideomycetes, Pleosporales, Lindgomycetaceae. The transcript has a single exon. The record is from RefSeq and is a predicted model, not a curated record.